AUGAGGCAUACGAACAUCCUCCUGAUCUCUCUAGUGCUCAGCGCUGCCUGCACAUCGGCGCGGCCGCUCGGAACAGGUACCCUCGGCGGCAGCGCCACCGCCGGCGACAACGGCGGCGUCUUCACCGAUGGCAAGUACAUCAAAGGCGUCCCUAUUCUCCGCACCACCGGCUAUUCCAGGUUUGACCGGUCAACCGGCAACCUCCUGAACGCCGACGCCAACCAAGCGGCAGCCCGGGAGGGCAUAACCAAUUUCCUGGUGGACUCCCAGACCGCGUACACCGCCGCCCGCAUGGACCGCAACACGCGCGGGCAGCUGACAUCAGAGUAUACCCAGUCCGCCAUCCGCGGCGGCAGCGCAGCGCAGGGCACCGCGGCGGGCAGCGGAGUGACCAACCUCUGGUCGAACGCGGCGGGCGCGCUCAAGAUGGGGAGCAACACGAGGCGCGCUGAGCUGGCGGGCGACAGGACGGCCGCGGCGAUCAGGGCCUCCCUGGACAACCCCAAUGACGCGUUCCGCGCCACGGCCACUGGCGCUGUCCAGGCCAAUUCAGUCGCUUGGAGCCAGAACUACAACGGCUGGUGA
Molecule: messenger RNA, 585 nt
Organism: Monoraphidium neglectum
Lineage: Eukaryota; Viridiplantae; Chlorophyta; Chlorophyceae; Sphaeropleales; Selenastraceae
Exons: 3
Coding region: 1-585 (194 amino acids)
Source: RefSeq, a predicted model, not a curated record